Molecule: messenger RNA, 1140 nt
Organism: Colletotrichum spaethianum
Lineage: Eukaryota; Fungi; Ascomycota; Sordariomycetes; Glomerellales; Glomerellaceae
Product: putative cation exchanger
Exons: 2
Coding region: 1-1140 (379 amino acids)
Biological process (GO): monoatomic cation transport; transmembrane transport; intracellular calcium ion homeostasis
Cellular component (GO): membrane
Molecular function (GO): monoatomic cation transmembrane transporter activity
Source: RefSeq, a predicted model, not a curated record
AUGCCAGCAACCUCCAAACUUCGAGGGAGCGGCCUCCGUUUGCGGCCUUUCUACGCGACCGUUUUUCUGUUAUCGCUUUUGGCAUCCUGGUCCCUCUUGGCCAAAACCACUGAGAGACAGCUUCACCUGCAAGACACCUCACUCCUCGCCAAACGAUCUGAGUUCACAGAAUGCCGUGACGUCCACCGCGCCGACGACCAGUGCGCCUUUGUCAAGGCUCACUGCGCCGACGAUGAGGCUGGUCUCCUCUCCUACCUGACGCUUUACUACUGCGACCUUGGCAAGGCCCAGACAUUGGCCUUCGUUAUUAUUGUCUGCUGGCUCGGCUUGCUCUUCACCACCAUUGGCAUCGCCGCCAGCGAUUUCUUCAGCGUCAAUCUCAACACCAUUUCCGCCAUUCUGGGCCUCAGCGAGAGUCUAGCUGGCGUCACCUUCCUGGCCUUUGGCAAUGGCUCUCCCGAUGUCUUCAGCACCUUUGCGGCCAUGGGCUCGAACAGCGCCAGCAUGGCGGUUGGAGAGCUGAUCGGCGCAGCAAGCUUCAUCACUGCCGUAGUAGCCGGGUCCAUGGCUUUGGUUCGCGAGUUUAAAGUGGGGAGAAAGACCUACGUCCGGGAUCUGUCCUUCUUCAUCGUCGCCGUAUGCUUCACCAUGGUGUUUCUGGCGGACGGCCAUCUGCAUUUAUGGGAAUGCAUAACGAUGGUUUGCUACUACAUAUUCUACGUGGUUACCGUUGUCACCUGGCAUUGGUAUUCGACAAGGCGGAGUCAGCGGCGGGUCCGGGAAGCUGCCGCGCGAGGCCAUGUAUACGGACCGGUGGGGCAUCUCAACGAUGAGCUGGCUCCGGAGCCGUACCGGGAUGAUCCCGACGACGAAGACCGUCACGUAACUUCUACCGCCGCCUUCAACUCCGGGGACAUCAGCGCACUGGAAGCGGGACCAAGAAUUGAAGUUGAUGGUCAUGCUGAGGACGAAGAUGAGGCCGAAGACAGCGAUCAUGGGCGGCACGUGGUGGCAGAGAUGGCAAGCAGCAUGCGAGUGCUGCGGCCUAGAGGCAGAAGGCGUAACACCCUCACGCCUAUCCGUCCUAGUUUGGUCGGCGCGUUGGAAUUUAGCUGCAAAAGGAAAGCAACCACAGAAUGA